AUGCCUAAACGGAGUUUACAAACUACAGUAUUAGAUGGAAAUUUUGAAAAUAUUUCAACUUGUCAUCAUGAUACUAUACGUAAAUCUUCUUCAUCAUCGGAUUCUGAAGAUACUAUUCCUGUUUCAAUACAAAUAUUUUUAUGGCGACAAAGCAAUCCAUUUCUUAAACAAAAAUUUGGUAAUUUAACUGAAGCAUCUGCUAUUAUUUUUGAUCAAGUACUUGUUCAAAAUAUUUUACAUGGUUUAUCACCAUCUCUCACUGAUGCUAUAUCAAGUAUUCCAAGAUGGUUGUUAGUGAAAGCAGCAUUUCCACAUGUAAUACAUGCAUGUUCAUCAGUAAUUCAACAUAAUCUUUGUUCAAUUCAGCAGCAGCAGCAACACCAACAACAAUCAUUUUCUCCGACUCGUUCAUCAUUACUUGUUGCUUCAUCACCAUCACAUUCUUCAAUAUUUUCAAACCAACUUCAAGUUCCACCAAAUCAUCAAUUAUCAAUAUCUCUUCAUCCAACAAUACAUUCAACUGAAUAUCAAUUAAAUCAAUCAUAUUUAUCUAAUCGCUUAUCAUUAAUAACUAAUCAAUUAUUAAAUUCAACAGAAAUUCGUCUUUUUCAUACAUUACAUUAUCUUAUAUUACAUUCAAAUGAAACAACUGAUCAAUUAUUAUCAUUAAAUAUAAUACAAUUAUUUAUUUAUUUAUUUAUUCCAUAUAUUCAUACAUAUAUUCAUAAUAAUGAAAAACAAUUCUUAUCAAAUUCUGAACUUUCUCAAGGUAUGCAUCUUAUUUGGCAACCAUUAUUUGAAUAUCAUCAACCAAAUAUACAUUUAUUUAAUGCUUUUAUUAAACCUAUGAUAUUAAAAAAUAAUCAACAAGAACAAAAAUUUUCUAUUGAUAAUAAUAAUCAACAUCGUCGUUUAUCAACUUUAAUUCAAUCAUCUAUACAAAGAUCAUUAUCUGAAAAACAAUAUUCAUCUAAUUUAACAAAACAAUUAUUGAUAAAUCCACCAAUUAAAUAUCAUAAAACAAGAAAUACAAGUUGUUUUCAAUCGGAAAUAAAAAUUGAAGAAAAACAAAAAUUAAAUAUAUCAUCUAUACUUACUGAUUCUAAUCCAACAACAGCAACAACAACAUAUAAUUCUAUAACGGAUCUUUUUGUUGAUGAAAUAACAAAUAAUAAUAGACAAAAACGAGCACCACUUGCAAAUAUGACUUCGAUUUGUUCAAUGUCGGAUUUAAGUCGAUUAACAUCAACACCACAAAGUCCAGUUGCUAAUAUGUCUAAAACAAUUUCCGGUAUGCCAACAUCGAUUUCAACACCAUCAAUACCUUUACAUUUUCUUUCUUCUCAACAAUUACCAAAUAUUUUACAUAAUUGUUCAACUGAUAUAGGUUCAUCAUCUAAAGCACAUACUUCAGAAUUUCUUUUAUUAGCAACUUAUUUUGAUAUUGGAAUAAUACGAACAUUAUUUAGUCCAUCAUGGUUAACAGAUGGUUAUUUAUGGUGUUUAGAAUAUUUACAUAAACGUAUGAUAAAUAUAUCAGAUGAAAUUUUAUCUAAUGCUUUAACAACUGGUAUAUUACCAAUACAUAUUCUUCGUUUUAAUAGUCUUUCAAUGCCACAAAUAAAUACAUUAAAUAAAUAUAAUUAUUAUAAAUAUUUAGAAAAUAAUUAUUUUAAUGAACAAAUAACACAUAAUAUAAUUGAACAACAAUGUAUGACAACUACAAUAUCAAAUUCAAUUAAACAAUCAACUAAAUUAUUAAAUAUACCAUUUCAAUAUUUUUCUGAAAAAUUUUCAUUUAAUAAAAAAGAUAAUCAAAAAUAUAAUAAUAAUUUUUAUAAAAAAAUAAGUAAAAUUCGUUAUAUUGAUGAAGAUGCUAUUGAACAUUUAGAUUUAGCUAGUACUGAUCGUCUGAAUAGUUUUCAUGUAUCAUCAUCAUCAUCAUCAUCACAAAGUAGUCGUUUUCAUUUAACGGAUCCAAGUUUAUUAUUAUUUAAAACAUCAAUAUCAAAUAAUACAGAUACAAUUCAUCAAUCUAUUAAUUCAGAUAAUAGUAUAAGAAAAAUAUCUCCAACUAUAACAAUAACAAAUUUAAAUACAAUGAAAACUUAUAGUAUUAGUGAUUCAGAAAUAAAUUAUAAAUUUUUAGAAGAAAUUGAAGAAGUAGAUGGUUCAAAUGGAUAUAUUAAUCGAAAUGGUACAAUUAAUUUUGGUAUUAUUUUAGCUGGUAUACAUGCUGUUAUAUGUAAAGAAAAUGAUUUAAAAGUUUGUGAAUUAGUUAUGAAUAUUCUUGAUGUUUUAUUUGGUUUAACUGUUAUAUCAUCAGCAGAAGAUGAAAUUAAUAAAAAACAAUUAUCAUUUAAUGAAAAUAAUCAUAUGACAACAACAGAUGAAAGAACAAAUGGACAUAUUGAAGAAUGGUUAAAACAGAUUCAUGCAAUAGAAGACGAAAAAUUUCAAUUAGCUCUUGAUAUUAUAUUAAGAAUACUCAAACGAUUAGGUUGUUCAAAUUGUCAAACAGGUAGUCGUAAUUUUGUUAUGGAUCAAUUACGUGGUAAAGCACGUUUAUUAUUAAAUAAACUUCGUUUACUACAUCAACAUCGAUUUGAAAAAUAUUUUCUAAACUUUGUUGUUAAUGCUGAUCUUGUUCAAAUACUUGAUAUAUUACAUGCUUUAUGUGGUUAUUGUGUUGAAUCAAAUAUUGGUCUUGCUCAUUAUGCACCUUAUAUUCCAAUAAAACCUGAUAUACCUUCACGUCAAACAUAUUCAAAUAAUUUUGGUAAUACACAUCUUGGUAUAGGAUCAAAAUGUAUUGAUGGUUUUAUAUUAAAUAUUAUAUUUAAACCAUUAGUUAUACGUUUAAAUAAAAUGGAAGAAUAUUUAUUAACUUCAGAAAAUAUUAUUUUAUAUAGUGAAUGUCGAGCUUUUUUAAUAUAUAUUAAAGAAAAUCAUGGUGGAAUAUUUCGUUCAGCAGUAUUUUCAUCAUUAAUUGAUCCAGAAAAAAAACUUAGAAUAUUACGACAAAAAAUAAAAGAUAAAUUUAUUCAACAAAAUGAUAGUAGAAUAAAAAUUUUUCUUCAUCGUGAUUCAUCUGAUGAUAUUAAUGAAAGUAUCGAUCAACAAUUACAUAUACAAUCUACUAAAGAAGAACAAUCACCAAUUCAUAGUAAAUUAAAAAGUACUCAACUAUUAAGUGGAUCAUUAACAGGAGAUGAUGAUCAUAGUUCAUAUGAACAUCAAGAAGAAAAUUUAUAUGUUGAUUUAACACUUGUUCGUAUGGGAUUAUUACGUUUGAAUUGUCUAUUAGAAUCAUGUCCACCGGGUUCAUUACCUGAUCCACAAUUUCUUGAUAGUCUACUUUUUUUGGAUGCACCAAUUAUUUCUAAAGCAGCAUUUCUUAUUGAAUGUGCAUAUUAUGUUCGAUGUUGUUCAUUAGGACAAUGGCCUAUAUGGAUGCGUAAGAAUAUAAUAACAUUUCGUCCACAUGAUACAUCUACUGGACGUAUCAAUGGAAGUAUAAAUUUAAAAUUAAAUAAAAUAUAUCAAGCAGCAGCAGCUAGGAUGUUUUAUAUUUGGGGUGAUGCUCUUUCAUCACAACUUGAAUCUAUAUUAGACCUUGAAGAACAACAACAACAACAAAAUUCAACAACAAAUUUAUGGAAUAAGGAUGAAAUAUUUGAAGAUUAUUAUAAUGAAGCAAUUGUUAAUCCUUCAGGUCGUGAUUGUCCAUAUUCAUUAAAAUUAAUAGUAUGUUUACUUCUUUAUGAAAUUACAUCAUUUUUACGUGAAACAUAUGAAACAUUACCAAAACUUUCAACGUUACGAACAGAAGAAGUUAACUAUCGACAACAACGUACUACUAAUUCACAAAAUAUUAUCGAUACAUCAUCGAUUAUUAUAGAUAAACAUUUAUCAGAUCGUCCACGUAAGGAUAGUGUUGUUUCACAAACAUCAAAUAGAAGUACACUUUCAUUAUCAAGUGAACAACAAUCAUUUAUUUUAUUAAAUAUUGUAGUUUCACCGUCAAUGUUAUCAAAAACAAUAAUAAAUAUGAAUCCAUCAACUCAUGAACGACAUAUUAGUUUUGCUACUAAGAAAGAAUAUGAUUCAAAUGAAAGUUAUCAUACAACUGUUAUUAUAAAUGAUGAUAAUAGUGGUGGAGUUUUAGAUCGAUGUUCAACAUCUGUUUCAUCGGCAACUAAUAAACGAAAAAGUAUAGCUGUUUGUACUAUGAAAUCAAAAUUACAUCGACGAAGUAGUACUAAAUUAACAAAAUUACCAAUGAGAAUGAAAGAUACUGGAAAAACUACACAUCGUUCAUCUUAUCGAGCAAGACGUCGUAGUCAUAUAUCAAAUAUUUCAAAUGAUACUGAUUUUCAUCAAAAUAAUAUUGAAUAUUCAACUAUGGAACCAACAAAUGAAUAUCCAACUUGUGCUGAUGAUGAAUAUGAUCUUGAAAAAUUUGAUAAUAUUAUUAAUACACAACCAUUACCAUGGAUAAAAGUUGUUAUAAGAAUAUUUAAUAAUGUUAAUUUAACAUGUGAUCAUCAAAUAAAAUGUUUAUCGAAUUGUUAUGAAAAACAAACAAAAAGUUGUAAAAAUCUUCUUAAUGCAUUAUUAAAUAUGUAUCAAUUAUCAUCAUUAUCUUCACAUUCAUCAUCAUCAUCAUCAUCAUCAAUACAAACAAAUUUAAAAUCUAAUAAUACAAUACCAAAUAAAACACGACAAUUUUCAACUUGUUUAUUUGGUAAACAAACUACUAAUUUACAUAUGAAAAAAGAGAUAAAUACACAUUUUAAUUCUAUUUCGACUUAUCUUAAAAAACAAGUUGGAUCAUUAAUGCAAAUUCCAUUAAUGAUACUUUGUAAAUCAUCAGUUUUAUUAGAUGAUAAACAUUAUUCACAGAUUCUUCCUUUAUCUUGGGAAUUAUUACUUGAUCGAAAUGAAGAAUUAUCUUCUUGUGCUGCAACAAUUGUUAUUCUUACAGCUGCUCGUGCUAAUCAUUUAGUCGAAAAAUUAAUACAUACAGAAAUGGAAAAUUCUUCUGCAUUAAUUCGAUACAAUGCAAUAUUAAAAUUUCAAAUUUUAUGGCGUUUUCGUCAUCAAUUUUGGAUACGAUUAGAAGAUGGUGCACAUUCAAUGAUGAAGAUUCUUCCACCAAGUAUUGAAUUUGUUUUACCAUCACCUACACUUGGUGUAGCUAAUCUUCAAACAGUUGAUCCACCAUGGAUGCCCUAUGUUAAAACACUUGUUCAACAAGUUGCACUUAAUCAAGAAGAAGUUCGAGCUGUUGUUACAACUAGUAAAACACGAAAAAAACAUCAACAAGAAUUAAUACAUUCAGCAUUAAUGACAGAAGAAAUAAGUAAACGCGUAGCAAGAGAAAAUUUUUCUAUGUCAAUUGUUUCAAUGUUACAAGCAGCAUCAUUUGAACCACUUUUACAUCAAUCGAGAGAUGAUGAAGAAGAAGCACAUAUUGAUGAUGAUCGAAUGGUUGAUACAAGUAUACAACUUUGUCAAGCACAAGGAACAUUUCCAUCGAUAUUUGGUGCAGCCAUUUUUCAUCUUGUUGAAAUGCUUGAAGACGAAGAAAUUAUUGAAAAUGGUGCAACAAUAUCUGAUGCAGCUCGAAAAGUUCUUUGGACUUGUUUACUUGAUGAACCAACAUUACUUAUUCGUUUCUUUUUUGAAAAAAUUUCACAUAAAGAACGUCGUAUAAAAUCAUUUCAAUGUCUUCAUCGUCUUAUGAUCUAUUUCACUGAUAUUCCACCUCAAUUUGCUCAUGCUAUUUUUAAUUAUGUUCUUGGUUUAUUAUUAAAUAUGGUACGUUCACCACUUGAUGGUUCACAAGAAUUAAUUGUUAAUGGUCUUACAUUACUCUGGCAAAUAAUACCUUAUUUACAUGGUCUUGUUUUAAAAGAUUUAAAACAAAUUUUACGUAAAGAACAAGCUGAAAUGCUUAUAUUAGUUAGUGGAAAUAUACCAUCAACAAAAAAAGUUAUUAUUCAUGGUCCUGAUGUAUCACAAAUUCCAACACAAGCAAUUAUUUCGGAAGAUACACAAUUUAGUAAUGUUUUACAAGAAGCAUUAGAAUUUUUUGGUAUAUCUAAUUUAAAACGUGAUCAAUAUUAUUUAAUUGAUAUUAAAACAAAACAAAUUCAUAUAUCUGAUACAUAUGUACGAGAUUUUUAUUUUUUUCGAAGAAAUAUUCAUCCACAAUUAUCAUUAGUUUAUAUGGAUAUAAAACAAUCAAAACGAGAACUUGAACAAAUGUCAAUUUUUUUAAAAACAACUGAAUUAUCAAAAGUUUUAUUUGCACGUUAUUUACUUGAAAAUACACCAUUUAAUCAAAUACAUAAUUGUAUUACAUUUUUUCAUGAUGAACUUAUUAAAAGUCCAUUAUUUCCACGUAAACCAUUAGAAUCAGAUUUUAAUUUAUAUACAAAAAUACACAAUAAAGAAUUAUUUCAUUUAGAUAUGUUACAUAAAUAUAAUUGGACUAAAUUAAUUGCAUGUAUAUUUUUUAAUAUGGAUGGUAAAACCAGUACAACAUCAGAUAUAACUCUAUUUCUUUCCGUAAUUAAUGGUUCAUUUAUAUUACAUUGUGAAGAUUUAGUUAUGUUACGUUUUUGUCUUGCAACUUAUAUAAAUAUUGUUAAACAUUUUCGACAUAUAUUUGCAACGAAUGGAUACCUUUUAAUAAUGCCAACAUUUCUUCAUGUUUAUUCAAAUAUUCAAUCAAAUCCAAUGUUAAAAAAAGCAAUUGAAUAUUGUUGUCGACAAUUUUAUAUUUUACAUCGUAUACCAUUUAUAUUACAAAUGCUUGGUAGUAUAUCACAAUUAUUUAAUUUCGAUCAAUCAAUUAAUAUUACAGAUACAAAUAAAAUUCAAUCAAUAUAUUUAUUUCGUUUAUUAAUUGCAUUAGAACAAACAAAUAUUGAUAUUAUGAAUGAUGAUUAUUUUAUAUUAGAAUUAGUUAAAAAUAAUUCAUUAAUAACUAAUAGAACAAUUAAUAUACCAAUAGGAAAUAUGUCUGUUGUUGCAGCACUUGGACAAGGAAUUAUGAUUCCACCAACAAUUAUUAAAUCAUUAGAUUUUUGUUAUGCAGAUGAUGAUACAAUAUUUACAUUUCUUAAUUGUCUUGAUGUUUGUGUUACUGUUGUUGCUUAUGCACCUGAUUCUAUUCGUUCAUUACAAAUGCUUAAUAUAAUUCAUAUACUUUUACCAAAAUAUUUAGAAUAUAUAAAAGAUUAUACAAAUAAAAAUGAUAUUCAAAAAAAUGGACGUGAUGAAAUAAAAAUAAUUGAAAAAUUAUCUAUUACUAUUAAAACAUUAAUUAGUACAACUGAAUGGUUAACACGAACAUUUAUUGAACCUAAAUGUGAUACAUCAUUAGAUGGUAUUUAUAAAUAUUCACGUGGUUCAUAUCGUUCAGCAUCUAUUGCAAUUGAUGAUGAUUCAGUGAAUCGUUUUAUUGAUGAUCGUACCAAAUCUAAAACACAAGAUACUGAUCAACUUAAACAAGUAUCUGAAUUUCGUUGGCCUCGUGAUAUAUUCUUAUCUAUUAUAUCAAUAUUUAUUUAUUUUUCAAGUCAACGUUUAAAUGAAUUAAUUAAAUUAUUUCAUGAUUCAACAAUUCGAAUGCCUGAAUUACUUGAUGCUAAAUCACAUAUACGUCUUGCUGAUAUAGUUCAUACAUUACUUAAAUUAGCUAGUUUUGAUCCUAUAAUAACAUGUUGUCAUGGUUUACAAAAUUAUUUUCAAAAAUUAUUACCAUAUACAAAUUGGAGUGAUGAACAAUUACGAUCAGCAUUAAAUCAUUUAUUACGACGUAUUGAUCGAAUGUUUAUAAAAAUUUGUAAAAAACAAAUGACAAAACAUUGUUUUGAUUGGGAAGCAACAGCAGGAAUUUUAAAUGGAAUUUAUUUAACUAUUGAUCGACAUCCAUAUAUUGCAUAUUUUCCAAAUUUAAAAGCAUUAAUUUCUGGUUGUAUUGCAUUGAUAUUAAAUGAAAAUCAAGUAGAUUCAAAUCAUAGUAUACCACGUUUGAAUACAUUAAUAUUUCCAAAAGAAUUUUCUUAUUCUGUUAUUAAACUUGUUGGACGAUAUUUAUUAGCUAUUAAUCAUCAACCAAAUUUAGAAGCAUUAACUACUAAUAAUAGUUGGUCAUCUGUAAAUCCUUCAUUAACACUUAAUUAUUUAUUACAUUUUCUUUUACCACUCUUAUUAUGGAUGAGUAGUGAACAGAAAAAUGUACAAAAAAUUCAUUCAAAUGAUAUUUCAUAUAUUAUUACAAUACUUCUUAAUUCAGUAAAAUCAAAUUUAAAACUUGCAACUACUAUGGGUACACAAAAUCUAUCAUUAGGACAUCUAAAUAAUACUGGAAAACAAUAUUUAACUUCUGGAGAAACUAUUCUACCUAAUAUUAAUUUUACACAUAAAUCAAUGAAACAAUUAAAAUAUCUUUCACGAACAGCAUCAUUAUUAGGUUUAAAAAUAUUUAUCAUUAGUUUUAGUAAACAAAUAAAAUAUGAAUGGCAACGAAUUAUACGAGCAAUAAAAUUAAUGUGUAAUAAACAAUCAAAUAUUUCAUCAAAUCUUUUAUUAUUUAUUGAUUUUAUUGUUUCAUAUAAAACACCAAUUUAUGUCAUUCUUCGACCAUUUCUUUUACAUUAUAUACAUUCAAUUACAUCAGAAAAUGAUUGUGAUUAUGAAAUAAUUAGAAAUAUUCAACAAAAACUUAUGUUCGACAAAAUAGUACCAUUAAAAUCUAUGAGUGAAAUUUUAAAUGAACUUAUACAAGAAUUAAAUCAAUUAAAAGCAGAAUUAACAGAUGAAUCAAGAGCAUCAGAUGUUUAUGAUACGCGUCCAACAAGUACAGAAAAAAUCCGACUCGAUAGUGAAACACAUCAACAAAUGAAAGAUAGUGAUGGUAUUACAACACGAAUGAAUACUAUGCAGGAUGGACGAUUAAAUAAUAGUCUAACAACAAAUACAUUUAAUUAUCAACAACAACAACAACAAUUAUGCGAUAAUAGUUUAAAUUUAUCAUCAAAAAAGAGACCUGAAAAGAUCCGACCAAAUGAAGCUUUGAACAUACUUGAAACAUAUUAUGCUCGAUAUAGAAUUCGAUGUGGUGGUGAUCAUGUUUCACAAAAUUGUACAGAACAUUUAACGGUCAAUUGUCUUUCAUCAAUGACAAACGAAACAACAACAUUUAUGUCAGCUGAUACUUCACGUCUUCGAUCACCAUCAAAUUCACAUUCUCCAAUGUCAUUAUUACGUGCAGUAACGGUUACUGGUAAUCGAAGUCCUACAACAAUUGAUCAUUCAUUUCAAUAUUAUAAUCCAAUGAAAGAAAGUUUUUCUGAUAAAUUUUCAAUCGAUAAAGAAAUUACACCUCAAUUACGAACAUUUCGUGGAUGGAAACGAAACUUAGCACAUUUAGAUAAAUCUCGAUCAACGAAAAGUUCGGGUCAAUUAUCUACAUCAAAAGUAUCAACUAUGAAAUAUGAUUCUACCAAAGAAAUGAAUCCUAUAUUUCGACCAAUUAGACAAGUCAAUGAACAACACUUUAUUCCAGUUAUAAAUGAACGAAGUUCUAAUUCUUUACAUGUGCAUGCUUCACAUAAUCAAACAAUUCUUAAUUCAUUUUUCGAUGAUAAUAUAAAUCCAGGCGAUGAUCAAGCAUCAAAUUCGUGUAUUCCUUUAACAGAGACCGUCCUAAGACAAAGUGAAUCAGAUAAAAAUGCAUUGGUAUCACGUUUGUCGAAUACAUCACCUAUGAAUGUUGAUGAUGAAGAUGAAUCGCAACUUUAA
Molecule: messenger RNA, 9819 nt
Organism: Rotaria sordida
Lineage: Eukaryota; Metazoa; Rotifera; Eurotatoria; Philodinida; Philodinidae
Source: the annotation of a GenBank genome assembly